GGAGGACAGACAUUAGUUGUGGGAUCAGACACCAGCUGUAUUGUGCUGCACACUGGAAAAGGUGUCUUCUUGGAAUUACCGGAGGUUCAUCAUUUUGUGACAUUUUUGGAAACCUUCUUAACCUACACUGAAACGAGAGAGUAACAGGGAGCUCGGGUGAAGAGAUUGAAUUGAAAGAGAUUCGAUAGAAAUGUGAGAUUGCCGCAACAGUCAGUAGCCCCAAAAGCAGUCCACAGAGCUACUUUGCUCUUAUUGCUGAGAUUUAAAUGAACGAGUUGAAGUGGUCACGUCUCCGCGAGUAGGCUCAUUUUUGCGCACGGGACUCGCGGGCAUUAAAAACCGCUCGAAGUUCAAAUCAGCAUCCGGUGAUCAUCAGCAAUGAAUCGACUCAGUUGAGGAAAGCACACUAUCCGAAUAAAAGUGUUAGUGAUUGCUGCAGGCUGAUGGAGUGUGGUGGUGGUGGUGGAGGUGAAGUUCAGCGAGAGAGUCCAGAGGACAGAGAAGAGGCUGUCAGUCCAGAGAUCAUCGCUUGGCGACAGUCGUCAAGGAGCCCAGAGGCUGUUGUCGCCUGGAGACCGUUGUCGAGUAGUCCCGAAGCUGUCACCUGGCGACCAUCGUCUAGGAAGGCCAUGCGCCUGGAGCUGAACGGCAGCCCUGCCACGCCACAACACACACACUUCAACGGGACACUGCACCGACCUCUAGGAGGUCUGAUGAUCCCAGUCUACUGUGUCGUGGAGCGCGUGGGUGCAGGAGGUGGAGGAGAAAGAGGAGAAGUAACAGGAGGAGAGAGAGGAGAGACAAGAGGAGGAGGAGGAGGAGGAGGAGGAGGUGUGGACGGCGAGGAGGAGGGGGAGGAGCAUGCAGAGUUUGUCCUGGUGCGGAGAGACCUGCUCUUCUCUCAGCUAGUGGAGACGGCCCUCAUGGCCCUCGGAUACUCACUACACACAGCCGUGCAGGCACAGGGCAUCAUCAAAGUGGGACAGUGGCGGCCAAUGCCCAUCCAGCUCCUGACCGACGCCCCUGAGGCCACCGUAGCCGACAUGCUAUUGGACGUCUACCACAUGGUUACACUCAGGAUACACCUGCACAGCUACUCUAAGCUGGAGGACCUCCCCUGUGAGCAGUGGACACACACCACCGUGCGGUUUGCCCUGAAGGAGCUGCUGAAGGAGAGGAACCACCACUCCCUGGCCAAGGACUGCCCUCUCUCCCAGGCUAUGAUCUCCUCCAUAGUGAGUAGCUCCUACUAUGCCAGUGUCUCUUCCGCCAAGUGUCAGGAGUUCGGACGAUGGUACCGGAAAUACAAGAAGAUCAAAGGGGAAUACCAGGACAAGGUGUGGCAUGGGAGGGACAGAGCUGCCAUCAAAGUGGAGCGAGAGGUCCUGUCCGAUCAUCUCCAGCGCCCGGCCUCUCUCUCCGCUCUCUCCCACCUCAGCGCCCUCCAUCACCACCACCACCACCCCCAGAGCCCUACUCCUCCUCCCCCUCACCCUCCGCAGUCCAAGGCCAGUUCCCAUCAUGCAUUGGGCCUACCACCGCCGCCCAGCCCUCCCCUGUGUAACCCCUCCUCCCACCCGCUCUCCACCUCGGCCGGCCCUCAUGUCUCUCCACAGCUGACAGUCCGCCACCAGAUCGCCAUGGCACACCUGCUCAACCAGCAGCUAGCCUUUAGCCGGCUGCUAACACACACACCGCACGCACGCACGCUCUCGCACGGGCACGGGCACACACCCUCACACUCACACUCACACCAACCGCUCUCACAUCACACUCAGCCGCAGUUCCUCCACCACCCCCCCAUCCCCCAUCGCUCUACUUCCUCCUCCUCCUCCUCAAAGCGAGCUGCCUCAUUGGCUGACGGCCCCUCGUCAAGCCACUCCCCCUUGUUGCCGGGCCACUCCCCCUCUCCCUCCCCCUCCUCCUCCUUGUCCUCGUGUCCUCCGGAGGUGUCUGCGGAUAUCUACAGGCAGGUGAGAGAGGAGCUGCGCAGGGCCAGCGUGAGCCAGGCCGUGUUCGCACGCGUGGCCUUCAACCGCACACAGGGUCUGCUGUCUGAGAUCUUGCGUAAGGAGGAGGAUCCCCGCUCGGCGUCCCAGUCCCUGCUGGUCAACCUGAAGGCCAUGCGCGGCUUCCUGUGUCUGCCGGAGCACGAGCGCGAUCGCAUCUACCAGGAGGAGCGGGAGCGGAACAGCAGCAGCAGCAACAGCAGCCAGACACACACACCCAGCAGCAGCCCUGCACACGCCAGACACACACAGAACAAGCCUCCUGUCCCGCACAUGGAGCUGAAGUUGGACCCCUCCGUCUCCUCCUCCUCCGUCUCUUCCUCCUCCUCUGUCUCCUUCUCCUCCUCCUCCUCCUCCAUCUCCUCCUCCAUCUAUGAGGAGAUCCAGCAGGAGAUGAAGAGGGCUAAAAUCUCACAGGCGCUCUUCGCCAAGGUGGCCGCCAACAAGAGCCAGGGUUGGCUGUGUGAGUUGUUGCGUUGGCGUGAGGUUCCGUGCCGCGAGAACCGCACUCUGUGGGAGAACCUAAGCACCAUUCGCAACUUCCUGUCUAAGCCCCACCCCCAGCGAGACCACGCUUACCAGGAUGAGGCACGUCUACAACACGCUGAACGUCACAGCAACCAGCCAAGCAACGAACAGGCACUGCAGAGGCAGCACAUUCUGUGCCUGAAGAACCCUUCGCCCAUGCUCAUAGAGCCAUCUCCCAUUAUGCUCUCUGAGGAAAGGGGCGUCAUGAGCCACCCACUGACGGUGACCACCAGUCAAGAUGGCGGCAGUGGCAUCACAGGCAGCGGUGGUGUUAGUACGAGCAGCAGUAGCAGCAGUGGCUGUGGCUCUACUGGCAGUAAUGGGGCCAACGGAGGAGGAAGUGGUGGAGGAGGAGGUGGUAGUUCGAGGAAGCCGCGCUCACGUACCAAGAUCUCCCUGGAGGCUCUAGUCAUCCUCCAGAGCUUCAUCCAUGAUGUGGGGCUCUACCCCGACCAGGAAGCAAUACACACCCUCGCAGCUCAGCUCGGACUGCCCAGGAACACCGUAGUCAAGUUCUUCCAGAACCAGAGAUACCACGCACGCCACCACACCCGACACAAGGAGGCCACAGCAGUAGACGCAGCAGGAGACCCAGGGGAGGAAGGGGAGCAGGAGGAAGUGGUGUGGUGUGGUGCGGUGCGGUCCCCUGUCAUUAUCGAUCUGACCUCUGCAUGCCACUCGUCGCUCUCGGGUCACUUCAGCUGA
Messenger RNA from Engraulis encrasicolus (European anchovy), 3242 nucleotides. Its product is annotated as DNA-binding protein SATB2-like. Gene Ontology annotation, molecular function: DNA-binding transcription factor activity, RNA polymerase II-specific; RNA polymerase II cis-regulatory region sequence-specific DNA binding. The transcript is spliced from 15 exons. NCBI's taxonomy places the organism in Eukaryota, Metazoa, Chordata, Actinopteri, Clupeiformes, Engraulidae. The coding region runs from base 444 to 3242 and encodes 932 amino acids. The record is from RefSeq and is a predicted model, not a curated record. Gene Ontology annotation, biological process: regulation of transcription by RNA polymerase II; chromatin remodeling.